Oryctolagus cuniculus (rabbit) is the source of this 3872-nucleotide messenger RNA. RefSeq names its product DEAD-box helicase 42 (gene DDX42). NCBI's taxonomy places the organism in Eukaryota, Metazoa, Chordata, Mammalia, Lagomorpha, Leporidae. Gene Ontology annotation, molecular function: ATP binding; RNA helicase activity; nucleic acid binding. The record is from RefSeq and is a predicted model, not a curated record.
GAGCGUUCCCCUCCCCCUCCCCGUCAGCAACGGGCCGUGAGGCGGCGGCGGCGGCAGCGGCUGCGAAGGGGGCGGAGAGGGCGGAGCGCGGCGGGACGGGGUCCAGCCCGCGCGUACUUGGGUCCGUCGGAUUCUCUCGGCGGCGGCUGUGGUACCGGCUGCCGCUGCAGCCCUAGCAGCAGAUUGAAUUGGCAUCAUGAACUGGAAUAAAGGUGGCCCUGGCACUAAGCGAGGAUUUGGCUUUGGAGGUUUUGCCAUCAGUUCUGGGAAGAAAGAGGAACCCAAACUCCCACAACAGUCUCACAGCGCCUUUGGGGCAACCAGCUCUUCUUCUGGAUUUGGAAAGUCGGCUCCACCACAGCUCCCUUCUUUUUAUAAAAUUGGAUCUAGACGAGCCAACUUUGAUGAGGAAAAUGCAUAUUUUGAAGAUGAGGAAGAAGACUCUAGCAACGUUGACUUACCUUACAUUCCUGCUGAAAACUCGCCUACCCGCCAACAAUUCCAUUCCAAGCCAGUGGAUUCUGACAGUGAUGAUGAUCCCUUGGAGGCAUUCAUGGCUGAAGUGGAGGAUCAGGCAGCUAGAGACAUGAAAAGACUUGAAGAAAAGGACAAGGAAAGAAAAAACGUAAAGGGUAUUCGAGAUGACAUUGAAGAGGAAGAUGAUCAAGAAGCUUAUUUUCGAUACAUGGCAGAAAACCCAACUGCUGGUGUGGUUCAAGAGGAGGAGGAAGACAAUUUGGAGUAUGAUAGUGAUGGAAAUCCAAUUGCGCCUUCUAAGAAAAUCAUUGAUCCUCUUCCUCCUAUUGAUCAUUCAGAGAUUGACUAUCCACCAUUUGAAAAAAAUUUUUACAAUGAGCAUGAAGAGAUAACCAACCUCACUCCACAACAGUUAAUAGAUCUCCGGCAUAAGCUCAAUCUUCGGGUCUCUGGUGCUGCACCUCCUAGACCAGGAAGUAGUUUUGCUCACUUUGGGUUUGAUGAACAACUUAUGCACCAGAUUCGGAAAUCUGAAUACACCCAGCCCACUCCAAUACAGUGCCAGGGAGUGCCUGUGGCACUAAGUGGUAGAGACAUGAUUGGUAUUGCCAAAACAGGCAGUGGGAAAACUGCAGCAUUUAUAUGGCCCAUGCUGAUUCAUAUAAUGGACCAGAAGGAAUUGGAGCCAGGUGAUGGACCAAUUGCAGUAAUUGUGUGUCCUACUAGGGAGCUUUGCCAGCAGAUCCAUGCAGAAUGUAAGCGGUUUGGGAAAGCAUAUAAUCUUCGAUCAGUGGCCGUGUAUGGAGGAGGGAGCAUGUGGGAACAGGCCAAGGCCCUUCAGGAAGGGGCAGAGAUUGUUGUGUGCACCCCAGGUCGACUGAUUGAUCAUGUAAAGAAGAAAGCUACCAAUCUUCAAAGAGUCUCUUACCUUGUGUUUGAUGAAGCAGAUCGAAUGUUUGACAUGGGAUUUGAGUACCAGGUUCGAUCCAUAGCAAGUCAUGUCCGUCCUGACAGACAGACUCUCUUAUUCAGUGCAACUUUUCGGAAAAAGAUUGAAAAAUUGGCCAGAGACAUUUUGAUCGACCCUAUUCGAGUGGUGCAGGGAGAUAUUGGAGAGGCAAAUGAAGAUGUGACACAGAUUGUGGAAAUUCUCCAUUCUGGGCCUAGUAAAUGGAAUUGGCUCACCCGGCGACUGGUGGAGUUUACCUCCUCAGGGAGUGUCCUCCUGUUUGUUACUAAAAAAGCUAAUGCUGAAGAGCUAGCCAAUAACCUUAAGCAAGAGGGUCAUAAUCUUGGAUUGCUCCAUGGGGACAUGGAUCAGAGUGAAAGAAACAAAGUGAUUUCAGACUUUAAGAAAAAGGAUAUUCCAGUUCUGGUGGCCACAGAUGUUGCAGCCCGGGGUCUGGACAUUCCUUCAAUUAAGACUGUCAUUAACUAUGACGUGGCACGAGACAUUGAUACCCAUACUCAUAGGAUUGGCCGCACAGGAAGAGCGGGUGAGAAGGGUGUGGCCUAUACCUUACUGACCCCCAAGGACAGCAAUUUUGCUGGUGACCUUGUCCGAAACUUGGAAGGAGCAAAUCAACAUGUUUCCAAGGAGCUCCUAGAUCUGGCAAUGCAGAAUGCCUGGUUUCGGAAAUCACGCUUCAAAGGAGGGAAAGGCAAAAAGCUCAACAUUGGCGGAGGCGGCCUAGGCUAUAGGGAGCGGCCUGGCCUGGGCUCUGAGAACUCGGACCGAGGAAAUAACAACAAUGUAAUGAGCAAUUAUGAGGCCUAUAAACCCUCCACGGGAGCUAUGGGAGAUCGGCUGACAGCAAUGAAAGCAGCUUUCCAGUCACAGUACAAGAGUCACUUUGUUGCAGCCAGCUUAAACAACCAGAAGGCUGGAAGCUCUGCUGCUGGGGCAAGUGGAUGGACCAGUGCAGGGAGCUUGAAUUCUGUUCCCAGUAAUUCAGCACAGCAGGGCCAUAACAAUCCUGACAGCCCCAGCCCCAACACCACCAAGGGUAUCCCAAGCUUUGGCAACAGUGGGAACGUCAGCAGUGCCCCGGUGACCUACCCUUCUGCUGGAGCCCAGGGAGUCAACAGCACUGCUUCAGGAAGUAACAGCCGAGAAGGGAUUGGGGGUGGCAAUGGGAAGAGAGAGAGAUAUGCUGAGAACUGGGGUGGCAGCCGUCAUAGCCAUGGAGAAAGCAGCAAUCGGCAUGGUGAUAGCCUUCGUCAUGGAGAUGGUGGUCGCCAUGGAGAUGGAUACCGCUACACAGAAAGCAGCAGUCGUCAUACUGAUGGCCAUCGGCAUGGGGAAAACAGGCAUGGAGGAAGUGCAGGCCGGCACGGGGAGAACCGGAGUGCAAGUGAUGGUCGGAAUGGGGAAAGCAGGAAAGAAGGUUGUAAUCGUGAGACCAAGAUGGACCCCAAAGUGGACAGCAGCAAGCUGGACAAGGUGGACAAGACGGACAAGACAGACAAGACGGACAAGACAGACAGCAAGACAGAUAAGACAGCUGAUGGUUUUGCUGUCCCGGAGCCACCUAAACGCAAGAAAAGUCGGUGGGACAGUUAGAGGGUGUGCACAAAAGUGUGAAUCAGUUGUCUUUAAUUUUAUUUUUAGAAAGAUUUUGGAAACUAGGUGUCUCAGGGCUGGGUCGGGGUCCAAAGUAUGAGGACCCCCUGCCCUUAGUGGAGAGCUGGAGUUUGGCGACUGUCCCUUCAUCUGAGUCAUUUUUUCAGAUGUUUCUGUGGGAAGCUGCUUUGGUCCCUGGAUGCAGUGAGAGCAAGCUGGGAAAUUUCUUUGGGUUUUGGGUGAGUUGUCAUGAGGGUAAAUGGAGGAUACCUUGGGAGAAAGGGCCUUAUAUAGGGCACAAAACUCACUCUAGGUUUAUAUUAUAUGUAGCUUAUAUUUUUUACUAAAAUGUCACCUUAUAAACAUCAUAAAAAUCAAACCUUUUCUUAGCUGUAUGGCCAGGCAAUCCCUUUUAGGAGUUGGCUUCUGCAAAUCCAGUUGAGUUGCUGAAGGGAGAAGUGGGAUUCUGAACAACUGUGGGUGCUCGUGUUCCCAGCCAGCUCUGAGACAUGCAGAAGGUGCAGCCUGCAAGACCUCGGCCUGGAGGAGCCCCAGAGCCACUGUGCAGCAAGGGAUUGCUCCAGGCCUGAGAUGUUGCUACAUUUAAAAUGAAACCCAACAAUGGCUUUUAAAGUGUCUUCUAUUUCAUUGUUUUGUUUUUUAAACUUGCCCCAGUGGUAGAGAAGUCUUUUGCUGAAAUGAUUUUGAUGAUUUUUGUUCUAUCUUGUUUAUAAAAGGAAAAAUACACAAACUUCAGAUUUUGUGACUUUGUGAAGGUUUCUUUAAGAUGUGCAUUCCUCUGCUUGCUCUCUAGUAAAUGUUUUACUACUGA